AUGGACCUCACAACAGCCAAGUCUGGCGACAGCGCUGUGAACAUCAUAUUCAUUGGGGCCGGUGCUGUUGGCUGCUUCUAUGCUUCGCGGCUGCACCAUCCCAACCGCAACGUCCACGUAUCACUGGUUGCAAGAUCGAAUUAUAAAGCGAUCAAUGAAUCUGGAGUCAAGCUGGAAACGCACUCCUUCGGCGAUUACGUAUUCAAGCCACAUGCAGCCUUCCCAUCCGUCGAAGCAGCAGCGUCUGCAAAACAGGAAGGAUCCAAUGUCCAAUGGGACUAUGUGUUUGUGACGACCAAGGCAUUGCCAGACCGCUCAGAUGACUCUGCCAUGAUUGCCCCGGUCAUUGGUCCUACGUCUUGCAUCGUAUUGAUCCAGAAUGGCGUGGGCGUCGAGGAGCCCUACCGCGAGCGAUUCCCUCGCAACCCCAUUGUGAGCGCUGUGACGGUCAUCAGUGCCGAACAAAUAUCCCCAGGCGUCAUCAGACAGAACCGGUGGACACGCAUUAGCAUCGGCCCGCACACGAACGGCCUCGGUACGGGCAAUGCAGAGCUUAAGCGCCUGGGCACGCAGGCAGUCGAGCAACUGGGCCGGUGGUGGGGGCCUAGCUGGGGUGAUAUCCGAGAUGUUGAGCCUCACGAUGAGAUCGGAUUGCAGACGGUGCGAUGGCACAAGCUCUGCAUUAACGCGGCGUUCAAUCCCAGUGCGGUGCUUAGCGGCGGCAGAGGCAAUGCGGACAUGGUGAUGGACGCCGAGUUGAGGGAGCAUGUCAUCGGUAUCAUGAAUGAGAUCAGGGAAGCGGUGCCAAAGAUCUUGGGCCGGGAGUUCCCUGACGACCUGGCAAAGCCUGAUCGGAUUGUCAAGAGCACGGAGCGAAAUACGGGAGCCAGGCCGAGCAUGCUGUUGGACUGGGAGGCCGGCAGACCUCUGGAGCUUGAGGUAAUCCUGGGCAACCCGGUGAGGAUAGCGAGAGCUCACGGGGUAGAGAUGCCGCGCCUACAAAGCCUAUAUGCGCUACUCAAGAGUGCGCAGAAAACCCGGGAGGAGAAGAGCGCCAAGGGAAAGCUUUAG
This is a messenger RNA of Colletotrichum chrysophilum, 1071 nucleotides long. RefSeq lists its product as uncharacterized. Gene Ontology annotation, molecular function: 2-dehydropantoate 2-reductase activity. The transcript is spliced from 3 exons. Gene Ontology annotation, cellular component: cytoplasm. NCBI's taxonomy places the organism in Eukaryota, Fungi, Ascomycota, Sordariomycetes, Glomerellales, Glomerellaceae. Bases 1 to 1071 code for a protein of 356 amino acids. The record is from RefSeq and is a predicted model, not a curated record. Gene Ontology annotation, biological process: pantothenate biosynthetic process.